CGCUCUCAGCAACACUGGUCGCAGAGUCAAGCUCGAUCUUUUCGCGGAACCCUCUGGAGACUUGGGUGGCUCCACUGCACAUGGGGAUGCGGGAGGAGAUACCGAUUCACAACACCGUGAAGGGUUAUCCAAUUCACCCUCUUCUUCAGGUGGGUUCUGUCAGUUUUCUUCAAAAGGACUAUAGUUAGAGGACAUGAGUGCUCAACAUUAUAUUGGUGGAAAUAUGGAACUGUAUAUGCAAGACAUAUUUUGUUGUUUGCUACAAGAAACUAUUCUCAGACUGUAGGGCUGCUGUGGCCUUGGGAACAUUCAUUUCAGAUGAGGUCGCCCGUGCCGCAUUUAAAUAUGAAUGAACUCCCAAUCGUUUUCCCCCCUUUGGCAGCAUCAAGGGAUUUCCGAGGUUCAGACAGUAGAAAGUAUUAUCGGUUCGUAUGUUUCUGGCUUUAUUUGCUUAGUGGCUUACUGACACUUCCCAUCUGUAACAGGUCAACAACCACAGAAUCCCCUGCUGUUACUUGGACAAUAUAGCGAUGAUGAAGCAGAUGAUGGAUCAAGCAAGGGGCCUAAUGAUAAGAAGGUAGAGAGCCCCAUGCUCAAUGAAGAGGCUAAGGAUGCACUUGAUGAAGGUUCUAAUGACUUGAACAUCAGUGUCUCUGUAGAUACUGUUACUCAGAAUAAUGAACAACAGAAUACAAUACAAAAUCCAACUUCAGUUGAGGCUGCAGACAGUGAAAAAAAUGAGUGUGAUGUUGCUUCUGGUAAUUUGCAAAAUGAAACCGUCUCCAAAGAUCAGAUGUAUGUUUCUGAAAAUCUUGAUGAACAAGUUGUCACUUCAGGAUGGAAGAUGGUGAUGCAUGAGGAGAGUCAACGCUAUUAUUACUGGAAUAUUGAAACUGGGGAAACUUCAUGGGAAGUACCCCAGGUUUUGGUUCAAGCAGAUCAGUUGAUUAAUGAUCCAAUUCCUCCUAGUUCUGUCUAUGAUAAAACAGAGGGUGCUGCUGUUGGUAUAGAUAAUUCCGAUGACCUCUCAGCUCAGAUGCAGGACACUUCUGCUGCUUGCACAAUUGAUGGUUCCGUAGAAACCAUGGCAACUUCUCAUAAAAAUAUGUGUGGUCAUUGGUCCCAAAUGAAUGGAUGUAGUGGUGAAUGUACAAAUGGAAAUAAGGGUUCUGAUGAUAAUGGGAAUGAGUUGAUAAGGGAAGAUGGUUUGGUGGGUUUAUCUUAUGGUGGAGAUUAUUCAUUUGUUUCUAAGUUUAAUGGUGAAGAACAGCAGUUGGAAAAUGAUUUUCCUUCUUGUCUUGUUAAACAAAGUGAGAGUUUGUUAGAGAGGCUGAAAUCACUGAAAAAGUCCCAGGGUAAUCUGCAAGGCCAAGACUCGUUGUCGAAGUAUAUGUUAGAAGUUGAGAUUAGGCUCUCCGAUUUUAGGUCUCUUGCAACCUAUGGAUCGUCUUUGCUUCCAUUCUGGGUGUACUCUGAAAGGAAGAUAAAGCUGCUUGAAAGUUUAAUAAAUAGUGAAUUGUUGCAAACUGUGAAAUCUACACAUAAUGAAGUCGAGGAUAAACCAAUCCCUGUCUCUGAAGGAUUAUGUGAGCAACAGAAUGGCAUGGGACACGAGUCUGUAGUACAUCCCAGUGAAAUCAGUGGGAACUUUCUUACUUCUGAAGUUUCCAAUGGAUCUCAGGCUGUUGCUUCAGCCGUUUCAAAAGAUGACAAUGAUAAAAUUGCCAUGAACGAUCAGCAUGUUUCCUUGUCCAAUUCUCCUGGGAGUCAUAUGGCAACAGGUUUAGAAGUUAAUGCAAAAGUUGAAACAACUAUAAAUCAUGAGGAAUCAACCCAUAAACAAGAGUAUAACGUUGGGGAAGAUGUUGAUAUGGAUGUCGACAUGGAAGUUGAAGAUAUGGAUUCCUCAGAAAAUAUGACUGUCAUGGACGUGUCAGUUUCAAAGGGUUUUCUGCAAACAGACCAACCAGUUCAGCUGAAUCCGCUUGUUGACCAGCAUUCUUUGUUGCCUGAGGAUGAGUUUGUUGUUCCUCCUCCUCCAGAUGAUGAGUGGAUCCCUCCACCACCCCCUGAAAAUGAGCUUGUACCUCCACCACCACCACCAGACGAUGAUCAGGUGCCCCCUCCUCCUGGUGAUCCGCUUGGAACUUCUUAUGGAACUCUCCCUUCUUACACAGAGACAGGGCAACCCCUUUCUUAUUCUCAAUAUAAUCUAUCUUAUCCUGGGGCUUCUGCUGAGUAUUAUGGGCAGGCAACUGUUGAAGUCCCAAGCAGUAAUAUAUAUGGACAAAUUGUUAUGCCACCUGCACAGGUCUACUAUACUGCAGUUGCUAAUGCGUAUAGUGAAAAUACUCAAGUAAUGAUCAAUCCAACUGACCCUGUUGCUUAUUAUGAGGUUCAAGAUGGAGCUGGUUCAAAACCCGUACCUGCUAUCAAUGUUGAUGAAUCUGGUGGGAUUGACAGGGUAUCUAGUGAUUUUCCAUCCACCUUAUCAAGCAUCCAUGCACCUGGAGCUGUUUCUGUUGAGGAUGGUGUUUCGUUGCCACCAGUCACUACUGAAACUGCUGCUGACAAUACUACCUCAUCAUUAGUUGCUAAAGCACAAACUAAAGUUGUACGUAGUAGAAAGCGGUCAGUUGCAGUUGGACCGUCAUUGAAGUCUAAUAAGAAGGUCUCGAGUUUGGUGGACAAAUGGAAGGCAGCUAAAGAGGAAUUGCUUGAAGAGGAGGAAGAACCUGAGAGUGUGUAUGAGGUCUUAGAAAGAAAGCGCCAAAGAGAAAUUGAGGAGUGGCGUGCAAAGCAAAUUGCAAGUGGAGAGGCAAAAGAUAAUGCUAAUUUUCAGCCUCUUGGUGGUGAUUGGCGGGAGAGGGUCAAACGCAAGAGACAACAAGCAGCAAAGGAAUCUGUUGGCAAACUGCAAGAUGCAAUUGGGCACAGCCCGGACCAGCCUGAUCUGAUUGAACUUUCUAAGGGUCUACCAUCUGGUUGGCAGGUUUAUUGGGAUGAAACCUCAAAGCAGGUUUAUUAUGGUAACACUACAACAUCAGAGACGACAUGGACUCGGCCAACAAGAUGAGCACUCUGAUCUAAGCUAUACAGGCUAACUUGGGGUUCAGAAUUUAAUCUCUAGUUUCAAAUAGUUUCUGAGGGGUCAGUAGAAAUCUAAGAUGUGUAUGACUUGUUCCUUGGUUUAUUGUUACUGUGCUUUUUUUAACAGCACCAUGGUCCAUUCUGGAGCAAUUUUUGGUGUAAGACAAGGGAAACACAUGGAAUAUGAAGCCUCUUUUUAAGAAAAAAAUGCAAAAGAAAACAUGUAUUUAAGAUCUAGUAAAUAUUUAACGAGUAACCAUUGAGGAUUUGAAGUCUUA
Messenger RNA from Lotus japonicus, 3368 nucleotides. RefSeq lists its product as uncharacterized. The transcript has 11 exons. Bases 590 to 3076 code for a protein of 828 amino acids. Lineage: Eukaryota; Viridiplantae; Streptophyta; Magnoliopsida; Fabales; Fabaceae. Gene Ontology annotation, molecular function: protein binding. The record is from RefSeq and is a predicted model, not a curated record.